Messenger RNA from Strongyloides ratti, 1719 nucleotides. Its product is annotated as WD40 repeat and WD40/YVTN repeat-like-containing domain and WD40-repeat-containing domain-containing protein. Gene Ontology annotation, biological process: proteasome-mediated ubiquitin-dependent protein catabolic process. NCBI's taxonomy places the organism in Eukaryota, Metazoa, Nematoda, Chromadorea, Rhabditida, Strongyloididae. Gene Ontology annotation, molecular function: protein binding. The coding region runs from base 1 to 1719 and encodes 572 amino acids. The transcript is spliced from 2 exons. The record is from RefSeq and is a predicted model, not a curated record. Gene Ontology annotation, cellular component: Cul4-RING E3 ubiquitin ligase complex.
AUGACGGAUCUUCAAAUGAAAUCUAAUUCAAAAAAAAAAUCAAAACAAAAUGUCAAAAUAAAAGAAAUUUUUCUUAGUAAUAAUGAUGUUGAUAAAAUUUUAAAUAACGAGAUAUAUAUUAAAAGUAUGAAUGAAAUUAUAGAAUCUUAUGAUAAUUUAGAAAUAUUAAAUUCUUUUUUGUGGCCUACUUUGGCAAAUCCUUUUUUACCUUCUUUUUCUAGAAGAACAAGUGUCAAUUCGAUGGGUAUGGAACAAUUAACUACUACUCAGGAAGUAUUUAAUUCAAUGAUGACUUCAUACGCUAAUACCAUUUUGUGUGGUAUAAGUAGAAAUCAUUUACCUACCACAAAAUUAUCAAAAAGAAAAAAAGCAAAAUUAAAGUUUAUUUUUAAUUGUAAAUCAAAAUUUUCCAUGGAAUACUUGAAGAAUGAUAUUGAUAAUAAACAUGGAUAUUUAUUAAAUCGUUCAGAUCCAAUCAAUCUAGGAAAAUGUUACAAAGAAAAUCGUAUUUCAACAUCGGUAAAUAUUAGAAAAUUAUUACGUAUUUCAGAGACAAAUCAUUAUCAUGGAAAAAAAGUACCAGAAUCUUUUAAAGAUGACAUAAAAGUAGUUAUAAAUAAUAUGAAACUUCCAAAUAAAUAUUAUUAUGUUCAAUCAAAUUCUGUAGAAAUAAAGAAUGUAGAAUUUUUUGAUGAUGGUAACAGUUAUAUUACUAUUGAUAGAGUUGGACGUACAGAAAUUUUUAAAUAUAGUAAUAUAAAUGGAUUGUAUAAAAAAAACAAAACUAUUGCAUAUAGUAAUAAUUUAAUUGUAGAAGAUAUGCUUAUAUCCCAAAAAAAAAAAAUUGUUUAUAUUUCGCAAUACCCAGGUCACAUUCAUAGUAUUGAUCUUGAAGAUCUAAAUCAAAAUUAUUUGGUAAAUAAUCUUAUAAUAUAUAUUCCAGAUUUUUCGAAUUCUAAUGUUAUAAAAAAAAUUUGUUUUAAAGAUCAAGAUGAAAGUUUUUUAAUUUGUGGUUCAGCUGAUGGAAAUGUAUAUGGAUAUGAUGUAAAUAAAUUACAAUUGGCUUUUAAAGUUAAAUCACAUUAUUCUGUAAAAGAUGUAUGUAUGUUGUCUAAGGAUAAUUCAAAUGUUUUUGUAUCUGCUGGAAGAAAUUAUUUAAAUGUUUUUGAUAGUAGAAUACUUAAAACAAACUCUGAGUUAUGUUCUCCAAUUGCAAUUAUUACAGAUACAAAUAUGAUAUUUAAUCAUGUUGCAUCACGUGGUGAUGGUAAUUAUGUUGUUGUAUCGUGCAAUGAAGACAAAAUUAAAGUUUAUGAUGUUAGAUAUGCCAAUAAAUAUAUUUUUGACAAUGGAGAUGACUCUAUACCUGAAGGUUUAGCAAAUAUUGGUGGAAUUGAAAUGAAUAAGAUUCCAGAAUUUAGUGGUAUAUGUAAAAGUAAAUUUUCACCACCUCAUACAGGUAGUAGAUAUAUUUAUACGGGAUGUUAUGAUGGAAAUGUUGUUAUUUUUGAUUUAUAUACUGGAUUAAAAAUUAAAACAAUAUGGUGUAAAGGUUUAAAAAGAACAUCAGCAUUAGAUUGGCAUCCAUUUAAAAAUGAAAUAGUAGCUGGAGGUUUUUAUGGUAAAGUUGCUUAUAUUACUGAUGAAAAACAUAUAAAAAGUGCUAAAAAAUGUAGUAAUUAUUCAACUGUCAUAACACCAUGUGUUACCACUCAUUAA